AUGCUCAAUCUCCUCCAUCUUCGGCCCUUCCCCAGAGCGGAGCUAAUUUUUGGACCGGCGACGAGAAAGUGGGUCGAUCAGAGAGAUAUUUUUGAAUGGAUAAAAUCGCACCAAAGUCGGGAGGCUUGAAGGUCAUUUUGUCGAAGAAAUAGUACUUGAAAAAGAAAGGGAGGGCGCUUUUCGUUGGGAAUAAGGCGAAUACAAUGAAAGGGAGAUAUUAAUGGGGCAGGUUGUGGCAUAAGAUGAGGGAGAGAAGUUGUCGAAUCGUUUUAUCGAGAGGUAUACUUGUUUACAGAUUGUUUUGCAAUCGCUUUGGUAAUCCGAGUUAUAGAAAAAAUAGGAUAAAAUUCGAAAAAGGGGAAAAUUCGAUUUUGAAAAUUUUUGCCAAAACAUGGUAAUGAAUUUUUUAAAACUACGUCCAAUUCUCUUGGUCCAGUUAUCUAGUGCAAUUUAAAGGGUAUUUACAGGUCUUAAGACGGUCUAUUUUACCUGACUCAAAAAAUUUUUUGAUAUUAACAAUGUUUCUUUAAAAUUUUCUUGCAGUUCUGUCUGUAAAACGAUGAUCUUCUCGCUUCCAGCAACAUACAAAUACUUUAGAGAUCCUAAUCUUUCCCCCAUUCCUUCUUGUCUUUCUCCUUUCUGACACAAAAAGAAUAACGUUCAAAAUUUUUGUUGUUUUAGCAGCAAAAAUAUUUUGAUGAUUAAAAUAAUUAAUUAAAAUGGUUAUUUUCAGGUUAAUUAACUCUCAAAGUAUCCGAAGCCUUGCCAAAAUGUCUGACGCUCAAUGCCGUUGCCGAAGAUGGGCCUUCAGUUUGCAAAGAGCGAUGAGUGACCCUAAUGUAGGUGUAAUAUAGAAAUGAUGACAAAUGCAAUUUUAGUUCGAAUCUGACUACCGGAAAGCUAUCCAAUGUGUGGAUGAGGGAGAUUACGAAAAGAUCACCGCUUUCCGACACAAGGAAGACACAUUGGCAUGUCUGGCUGGGCGAUUAUUCUUGAGAAGAGCCGUUGUUGAGGUAAAAUAAAGUUUUGACGUGAUUAUUAGGGUUGGAAACGGGUGGGAGAGGUCUUCUGGACUAAUUACGGACUGUUUUUUUGUAUCGUCAAUGCAUUUUGAGUCAGUUUGAUCAAAAAUUUGAAAUGAAUUGGCUUCUUUUCAGAUGGCAAAAACUCCUUGGCAUGAAAUUGAUAUUCAACGGACGGAACGCGGCAAACCUUUCAUUGUGAAGCCCGAGAACUUCAAUAUUGGCCUCAACGCCUCGCAUCAAGGCGACUACACGGUGUUUGCGACCAGUUGCACCGACAAGGUUGGCGUCGAUGUGAUGAGAUUGGACAUGGCCAGAGGCAACAAAACCGCCGAUCAGUACAUAAAUUCGAUGGCCAAGUCCGCAUCGGCCGACGAGUUGAAAAAUAUGAGGACUCAAGCGACGGAUCAGAUGAAGAUGACCAUGUUUUAUCGGUAUUGGGUAAGUUGGUGCAGGGAGGUGAUGAAAAAAGGUUGCAAAGGAAAUACGGACGUAAUUUAAGGUUGAUUUUAUUUUCAGUGUUUAAAAGAGGCCCUGUUGAAAGCGACUGGCCAAGGAAUUGUCGAGGAUUUGAGCCGUUACGACUUCAGAAUCGACCCAUCCGAUAAGUAUGGAGGUAAGGUAGUACUAUAACAUAAAAAUUGAAGGUAUUUGAAGUUAUUAGAGCUUUAGAAAUUCUGAUAACUAAUGGCAUAAUUUUUUUAAUUCGGUAAAUUACAGCUCGAACCACAUUUGUGACCUCAACCUACGUCAAUGAAGAUGGAAAACGACUUCCACAGUGGCAUUUCGAGGAGUCCUUCGUUGACGAAAAACAUUCCGCAGCUGUUUGUCGAGAGGUAAGUAGACGGUUUCGGUCGGCUGAAUAUUUUCUUCUAAUAUUUUGGCUUACAUUAUGGAGUUCUGGCGGGGUUUGAGAGGGCGAAGGAGUGGUAAAAAUGAGUCCGAAUUUGGUUUCAAAAAGUAUCACAAAAGUAGAAAAGGAUUCUUUGUUUUGAAAAGAGCGGUUUUUAUUUUUUCGAAAUAGCUUUUUUGAAUUGGAAAAAUUAUUCUGAAAUAUUUUAGGCCAAAAAACUCAAAAAAAUUUUUUUUUGAAUGUCCGCGGCUGACGCGGCGAACCAAAAAUCGUCUUUUAAUUUUACAAGUUUCGAAAAAAGCAUCAUUUUUUUGCAUCUUUCAACCAAAAAAUUGUGGUGGUUUUUGCAAAGCGCGAACUGAAACUCUUCACCCUAUAAAAAAAAUUUUUUGGGUAAAAUACGGGCAUUAAUUAUUCCUAUUUUUUAGAAGAAAAUGCCGAAAUAUUGCGAAUACACCCGCGAUCCCGACCACAAGAUCCAUUUCCGGCACGUCGACUUCAAAUGGCUUCUGGAGCCGGCUUCGGUCCUCAACCCCGGCCUCAAUGAUAUCGAAGAAUACAAUAAUUUCCAACAGAAGCCAAAGAAAUUAUUCUAA
Molecule: messenger RNA, 2471 nt
Organism: Bursaphelenchus xylophilus (pine wood nematode)
Lineage: Eukaryota; Metazoa; Nematoda; Chromadorea; Rhabditida; Aphelenchoididae
Source: the annotation of a GenBank genome assembly